CCCUCCAAUGGCCGCCGAAGCCGGCGCACUGCGCUGAUCUGAAGCCAGGAAACAGGUGCUUCCUCCUGGUCUCCCAUGCGGGUGCAGGGCCCAAGCACCUGGGCCAUCCUCCACUGCCCUCCCUGGCCACAGCAGAGAGCUGGCCUGGAAGAGGGGCAACUGGGACAGAAUCCGGCGCCCCGACCGGGACUAGAACCCGGUGUGCCGGCGCCUCAGGUGGAGGAUUAGCCUAUUGAGCCAUGGCACCGGCCACUUUUAACAUUUCUAAUAGAUUAUUUUUUAAAAUUUUAGAACAAUUUUAGAUUAACAGAAGAUUUUAAAAGAUAGCAUGUUGGGGCCGGCGCUGUGGUGUAGUGGGCUAAGCUGCCACCUGCAGUGUCAGUAUUCCAUGUGGAAGCUGAUUCGAGUCUUGGCUGCUCUUUUUCCCAUCCAGCUCUCUGCUAUGGCCUGGGAAAGCAGAGGAAGAUGGCCCAUGUCCUUAGGCCCUUGCACCCUCUUGGGGAAACCUGGAAGAAGCUCCUGGCUCCUGCCUUUAGAUUGGCAGAGCUCCGGCCAUUGCAUCUAUUUGGGGAGUGAACCAACAGGUGGAAGACCUCUCUCUCUGUCUCUCCCUCUCUCUGUCUGUAAUUCUACCUCUCAAGUAAAUAAAUAAAUAUUUUUUUUAAAAAAUUAUGUAGUGUUCCCAUAUACUUCUCUUCUAGCUUCCCCUUUUAACAUCUUACAUUAGCAGAGUACAUUGGGCACAAUUAAUGAUACUCUAUUAUUAUUGAGAGAUCAUACUUUAUUCAAGUUUUCUUAGUUUUAUUUAGUUUUUUUUUUUUCAAUCUAUUAUCCACCCGGGUUACCCAAUUUAUUUUUAAUCUUCACAUCUACUUAGGCGCCUCCUGUCUUUGACAACAUCGCAGUUUUUUCUUAUUUUGGAUGACAUCAAAGUUUCGAUGUGUACUAGUAAGAAAUCUGUAGGAUGCGGGACUGGUGUUGUGGGAGUAAAGGUUAAGCUGCUGCUUGUGACACUGCCAUCCCAAUGUGAGCACCAAUUGGAGUUUGCUCCCUUCUAAUAUAGUUUCCUACUGAUGUGCCUGGGAAGGCAAUGAAAGAUGGCUUGAAUACUUGGGUCCCUCCCACCCACAUGGGAGACCUGGAUGGAGUGCCCGACCCCUGGCUUCAGACUGGCCCAACCCUGGCUGUUGUAGCUAUCUGGAGUGUGAACCAGCAGAUGUAAGACCUUUGUCUCUCCCUCUCUAUCUGUCACUCUGCCUUUAAAUUAAAUUAAUGAAUCCUUAAAAAAAAAAAAAAAAAAGAAAGAAAGAAAAAAGAAAUCUGUAGAAUGCCCCUAAAUUUGUAUGAUUGUUUUUCAUUUCUGAUUGCUGUUGGAAAUAACUCCAAUACUGUGUGGAACAGAGUGUUGAGAAUAGGCAUCCCUGCCUUGCACUCAAUCUUACAUGGGAAGUUUUGCAUUUUCCUUAUUGACAAUGAGAGUAGACAUGGCUCUUUUCAUUAAGGACCUUUAUAUGCUGAGCUACAUUCCUUCUAAACCUAAUUUGUUGAGUUUUUUCUUAAUCAAGAAAGGAUGUUCAACUUUGCUAAAUGGUUUUUCUCUAUCUGUUGAAACAUUCAUGUUGUUUUUAAUCUCUCCGUCUGUUAAUGUAGUAUACCUCAUUGCUUGAUUUGCAUAUGUUAAAACAAUCUUGCAUCCCAGGGAUGAAUCCCACCUGAUGUGUUGUUGAAUUCAAUUACCUAGUAUUUUAUAAGAAUGUAGUUUUCUUUUCAAGAUUGAAUUCUUAAAAUGGUUUGGAAGUAUUCUUCCUACAUGUAAUUUUUGGGAAGCAUUUUAGGAGGUCAACUGUUAAUUUUCCUUAUUUUAAAUAUUUUUAAAAAUAAAAACAUGUAAGGCUAUAUGUUUUCUUCUGGGUUUAGCUGUGUCCCAUUGUCACUAUACUUGUAUCUGAAUCACUUGCGCUUUGUACUUGUGUUGUAUUUUGGAUUCUUGGGUUGGUUGAAGAUAAUUCUUUUAUUUUUAAAUUUUUUGACAGGCAGAGUGGACAGUGAGAGAGAGAGACAGAGAGAAAGGUCUUCCUUUGCCGUUGGUUCACCCUCCAAUGGCCGCCGCGGCCCACACGCUGCGGCAGGCGCACCGCGCUGAUCCAAUGGCAGGAGCCAAGUGCUUCUCCUGGUCUCCCAUGGGGUGCAGGGCCCAAGGACUUGGGCCAUCCUCCACUGCACUCCCUGGCCACAGCAGAGAGCUGGCCUGGAAGAGGGGCAACUGGGACAGAAUCCGGCGCCCCGACCGGGACUAGAACCCGGUGUGCCGGCGCUGCAAGGUGGAGGAUUAGCUUAGUGAGCCGCGGCGCCGGCCGAAGAUAAUUCUUUAAAUUUCAAAGCACUUAGUAUUUCGUAUGUGUGUGUGUAUGUGUGUGUGUGUCCUUGCUCAUUCAUCUCAGGGAAUUUUCAGUAUUUUCUCUGUGGUCAUAUGCAUGAUCAUUUUCUGUGAAAUUUCUGUUCCAUGGGCAUAAAAAAAGACUAUAUUUAUAGAUGUAUGGCAUAAAAUAUCCACACACAUUAAUAAAAAACAUGGUAUUUUCAACAUCAUUCUGGUUCUCUGAUUAAAAUAUUUAUAAUUUUGCUUUCAUGCUGCUGUUGUAUUUACUAUAAUAUGCAUCUUCUGUAUUAGGAAAGAAAACUGCUUACUCUUUAUAUUAGUGCAAUUCGCCAAAUACAACUGACAUGCAUUUUGACUUCACUUUAACUUUUAGUAACUCUUUGCCCAUCACUUUUGUAUUCUGUGUGCUCUGUCUCCCCUUUGCUGUAGGGCAUCAGUUUUCCCUGCUCUCUAGGCCUGAUUUGCUCUCCCUAACCCCUCAUCCCCUAGUCUAUGAUGCCAUCCAUAUCCUGAGUCAUCCCUGAAUUGUUUUACAAGGGGACAUCAAAUGCAUUCAGUUGUUUCACUUGCCUAGCUCCAGACUAGAGUGUCCAGCUACCAUGUAUAUCUCUAUGUAGGAGUCUUUGUGACUCCUUGAACUUGACUCUUGUGUCAGAAAGUGGCUCUUUCUCCAUUCUUUGCUUGUGCAAGGUAACCACAAACCCAGGAGUCACUCUUGGUAUAAUUCCCUGACCAGGGAGAUAUUAGGAACAGAGGAUAGAGACCCACCAGGUGGGUAGAGGGAAAUCUUCACAUAACUGCUCUACUCUUUGAAGUAGAUCCUGGCAUUCUAUAAGGCUCCUGCAGAAAAGCCACCUAGUUGUUGACCUCCUUUAAAGUUUUACUAUAUUUUAUGGACUUUCCAACUGUGAAGUUAAAAUUCACAAGACCCAGGAAACAAAUUACAAUAAUGCCUUUCAAUUUCUUUAAAAUGCUUUGAAUUGUAAUAAUGUUUUUAUUUUUAUAACUAUAUCAAACGUUUUUAGGGAGUCUUGUUCCCUCUUCCCCUAGGCUUAAACAAAUUCUGAAACAGGGUUUCUCAAUCUGUCAGCUGCAUCUGGGCCACCAGGGAAUUUAAGAAAUGCAGAUUGUGACUCAGGAGGUCUGGAGGUCAGGCUUGUGUGUUUCUAGCAAGCCCCUGGUGAUGCCAGUAUUGCCAGUGUUAGCACACUUGGAGUAACAGUAGCAAGGUUAUAAAGCCCUUCUGGGUUUUUGCAAGUAUAGUUUGUCCAACUUUGUUCUGUAUUUGUGUCAAACCAAUGGUUGAGAAUGGUAUACUGUGAUAGUUUUAAUAAUCUGUGAUUAUUUUAAAAUUAAAAAAAAUCUUGGAUUUAGUUUCUGAACUCCAGCAAAAAAUCCAAUCUCUACAUGUUAGGGAUACAUUUCACUUUUUUCCAUGAAACUCUUUGCCCACCUUGAGAACUCACAUUAUUUAUUGGGCUUAGGUAUCAGUGACAUUUGUUUCAAAAAGUUGACUAUAUUUUUUAAAAAUAUAAUUUGUGGACUCAGACUAGAUGCACAAUUAGUCAUGUAAUCUGCAGCUAGUCCCCAAAGUGGCCUUCUGACGUGAUCUGAGCAGUAGUGUAGUGGGUGACCAUCUUGGGCCACCCUGGCCUUUCCUUGUUUUAACACUGAGAGUCACACUUGUGAGGAAAUCCCAGAGUCCUCAGUGGACCAGGUCAACAUUAGGACUCUUCUCUCACCAUGGGCAAGUUACAGGCACCCAAACGGAUUGUUUUUAAAGGCACAGUACUUUCUGACACUCAAGCAUUUUGAUAUGUUCCUUGGACAAUCACUUUCCUUAGUUAUUUCUCAUAGGUGGUGGAUAGAGCAGGUUUAGACCUGUUUCGCAGGGAUCAAAUGACAUUUUCAGAGUCUUUUCCAUUACCUGCGAUUUCAAGUUCUUAUACUUUUGCUAUUUGAUGGGUACAUGAUCAUUCUUGCUUUCUUCAAGUGAAGGUUAUAAAGCUAGCUUUGGGAAAGCUGGUUUUGCUUUAAUGGUCUCUUUAAGACUACUUAUUAAAAACAACAACAACCAAAAUCCUUUAUUUUCUCCUAUUUUGUAAAGCUAAGUGCAUAAGAGUUAAUAUUCUGUCUUUUAAAUUUGAAAUUCUAUGUGGUUUAUUUCUGGAAAUGUUAGUCAUAUUGGCUGGUUAUUUUUCAUGGGCUGAUAACUAUGUCACCAGCAAUGAUAUACAUGAUAUUAUUUGAAAACCUUGCCUGGCAUGUGCUAAAAUUCACCGAAAGUGCCUUUAAAAACAAAGGUCUUAUCACAGUCAUCCUUCUAUUUGCAUUGCAAGAUAAGUGACACAAACCCAUUUUAAUUAGAUCCAGAAAUCCCUGAGCAUUUGGCAAUUAAUAGUAUCAAUUGUUCCAUUAAUAAUAAGUAAUAUUCCUAAUGCCAAGUGUGUUAUGUGUUAAUAAGCAAAAUAGGUUCUGAAAAUGUCUCUGUUGGAAACUUCACUUCGGUGGAGUUUGUGAGGACUGGACAUUAGGGGUGGACUUAGAGACUGAAAUCAAACCAUGUGUUUAGGACUUGGAGGAGGGAGAAGAGAAAGCCAUAGUCAUGCUCUGCUCAUCAUCACUGACUGACUAGAUAUACAAUGUCUUGAGCCCCUACCAAGUAGUAGGCAUUAAAUGUGGGUCAUCAGCUUUCACUGGAAUGGUGGCAAUGUCAGUUAGUGUUUGUCAAAAUCCUAAAUACCUUGUAGUAAAAUAUUGUAACAGACUGUAAGCAUUGGCUUGGAAACACUGGGGGAGGUGUGCAUGUGCAACUGGAAAACCGCCUGAGAAACUGGCUAAUAGAGCUGCUUCCAUGCAGAAAGGCUCUUGAGCUUGGAACAUGUCCCAAAUCAGUUGUAGUGAGAUCCCUGGGCUGUGUUUUGCAAUUCAAAUACAUUGGUACUUUCCAUAGCAGCCUCUGAGGCUCCCCAGUGGUGGGGUCCUUUGAAUGUUCACUCAUAAAUGGGGACCUUUGUUCUAUGGUACAUUUGAGUGUCACACUUUGGUGAUAAAUUCAAACUUUGAAAAAAAAUCUCAAAGUAAGCAGCUUUUGAGGCCUCUGAUUGCAGAUGAAGUUAAAGAUCACAGCUUACUACUGCCAGUGGCUCUACCAGUCUGUCUAGAUCAUAGAAAGCCAUCAAUAGUUCAUUAUGUGUUGGGGAAUUUUGUGUUGGAAAAAUUGUGGAGAGAUGAGGAGGGUAGGUGAGAGAUUCCUGUUUACCUUUGGCCAAGCCUGUUUGUUCCACAUUAAUUCCUUUGGCCACAGUAGUUAAGUCUAUUAUCAAAAUUCUUUAUCUAGUCCAAAAAAUGUGUCGCAGACAAUUCUUUUAUUCACUAUGUUUAUCUGCUGUUUCAGAUCUCUAAAGAAUCACACAUAGUUGUGGCACCAAGGGCUCUAUAGGACACAGCCAGGUUUCCUACUGAGACAUCUUUGCUCAGAUGUAUGGUCUUAGAAGUAACUGAUAGCCUAACCUAUCAAGAACUGAAUAGUGGCGUCCCUCUUUUGUUUAAGGGUCUGCACCUUCUUGGGGCAUUUGUGUACACAAUCCCACUGGUCUGCAGAAUGAGAGAGUGAUCUGUGCUGAGUUUAAGCUCCCUGAGGACAGAGGCUGUGUACUCAUCUGCCUGUUGUUUUCCCAGACUUAACCUGGCCCAUUAGAGAUGUCAAUCAGACUGUCACUAUCUUUAGGAAUUCUUUGGUCCCACUUGCUGCUUCUCUUCCCAGUUAUCCUAGAAUGGGAAUUCCUUUUACUCUGUGCUCUGGCAUCAUAGCACAUACCACGUAAUUUUGUCUGUUCCCUCUAUUAAGCUCCACGGAAUGGAUAUUUUUGUUUCUGUAUACCCAGUACCGACCACAGUAGGCAUUCAAUCCAAGUUGAAAGAAAUGGAUGAAUGUAAAACACUCAGUAAAGGUUAGCUGAGUUGAACUGAACAGAGCAGGCACACCCUCCUAGCUAUCACUGGGGUGGGAUUUAGUGCAGGUGAUGUAAUGCAACUUGACAGGGUAGUUAAAUAUUGACAGGCAGGAGGAAGCACGCUGGCACUGCUCAGAAAGAGGGAAGUAAGGGCCCUGUGGCUGUCAGAUCAGAGUUGAAGCCGGAGGUGACUGCAGUGGUCCCAGUGACCCAGCUGAGGUCAGUCAGUACACUUGGCACUUGCUUCAUUCGAGGAAUACAUGGACUCCAAUAAAUAUGUUGAACAUCUGUUAAAUCAACUAGAAGAGCAGCACAGAAGUCUCUGGAGGGAGAAGUUGGCGGUGGCCCAACUGCAGCGGGAAGUUGCCCAAAGAGCAAAUGAGGGGGCUAUGCAUGAGAAGCUGAUCCAUGAAUUGGAGGAGGAGAGACAGUUACGUCUUCAAAGUGAGAAGCGGUUGCAGGAGGUGACCCUGGAGUCUGAACGCAACAGGAUUCAGAUGCGCAGUCUGCAGCAGCAGUUCUCCAGGAUGGAAGAAACGGUGCGAAAUCUAUUGCAGAGUCAAGGAUCUUCAGAGCAGAAAAAAGAAGAAAUUGUUAAUACAAUGGUCAAUCAGGAAAGACUGCCAGAGGAAGAAAGAAAACACAACGAAGCUUUGGAAGAUCUUCACAUGGUAGUAGACGAGGAUUCAAGGAGCGAAAGCAGCAGCACAGAUGAGGGAAAAGACAAGACCAAAUGGCUGUUAGAAAGAUUGAAAGCCCUAGAGGCAGAAAAUUCAGCAUUGGCUUUGGAAAAUGAAAAUCAAAGGGAACAAUAUGAGCGAUGUCUUGAUGAGGUAGCCAACCAAGUUGUGCAAGCUCUGCUCACUCAAAAGGAUCUAAGGGAAGAAUGUGUAAAGUUGAAAACAAGAGUGUUUGAUUUAGAACAACAGAAUCGAACCCUAAGUAUUCUGUUCCAACAACGAGUCAGACCAACUUCUGAUCUGCUCCUCCAGAAACUUCACUCACGCAUCUUAGAUCUUUCAUCCGGAGAUUUGCUUUCAGACGUGGCAAGAAGCCGAAGUGUGACUCAGUCGCGAACAGAUGUUGAGCUGCACGAACGCCUGCUGAAUCCGAAAUCAGGAACCUCUGCCUUGAAGUGCCCUGGCUCUGGGGUUGUUGUCCCUGGUCAUCUCUGUCCUCGAAACAGCUGUAGCAGCAGCGAACUGUCUCUUUCAAGCACCUGCAGUGAGUACUCCAGCAGCUCCUCCUACACCUGGCAUGAUGGGAGGAACCUCAGGAAAAUGCAGUCUUCACAAAACUGGGAUAGAAGGCUAAGUGCUGAUUCUUCACUCCCAAGUGGCUUUACCAGUCCUCCAGAUGAACUACCUCCUACUCGAAUCAAGGAAAGCCACAUUUUGGAAGGGCUAAGGAAGCUACAGAAGCGAAAAGUACUAGUUGAACCCUCAUCAGUGAUAACCAAAUGGGGUUAUAAAGAUUGCAUGAACUCGAAUGAAGGGAUAUAUUCUCCAGGAGUGAAGAGUAACAGCCUCAAGGAAUAUUCCCCCUGCAAAGCAGCUGGCCAGGGGAGCCCCUGCAAGGAGCCACAAAAGGCAUUUGUUUAUGAAACAGGUUCCCACAUUAACGCAGAUGAUGACUCCUCUUCCUUAGCGUUGCUGCAAGCAGUUCCAAGUCAGGGCUGCAGGCUGCAUGGGAGUAAAUUAACCCACAGUGUUUCGGACAGUCUAGUUGGCUGGGAGCCAUAUGGAAAACAUUUUUCCGAAGGCACGUCCUCGGUUUAUCCUAAGGAAAGACCUGAAAAACUGACGCGUUGUGCCAGCAACUGUCCUUUGGAGAGGAAGUGGUGCCCAAACUUGCAGGCACCUCAGACUCAGAGUGAGAGGGGUCUCCACAGCCAAGGCCAUGGCCACGUGGCUCUCAGUCUCCAGCUUUCGGACACAGAUGACAAUGAAACCCUUGAUGAGUUGCACAUCGAGAGCAGUGAUGAGAAAAGCCCUUCAGAUUUAUCACUGACUGCUGACACUGACAAAUCCAUGGAGAACCUGGACAUGCUCGUGGGACUUGACAAAUCUCACCAUGGCUUUCCUGAAGAGGACAAAAAGCAAGUGCCCACCCACUUAGAGACUAGGCCAAAGACGUUCAGCUUCAUUAAGCAGCAGAGGGUGGUGAAAAGGACUUCUUCGGAAGAAUGUAUCACUGUAAUAUUUGAUGCGGAAGAUGGCGAGCCCAUUGAAUUCAGCUCUCACCAGACUGGAGUUGUCACUGUUACCACAGAUGAAAUCUGCAUCGAUGCAGCCCCUGCUCCACCCACGGGAGAACACACUGGACUUUUACCUCAGGGAAACGCCCCUUUCCAACCAAGCUGUGCUGCAAGAGACUGUACUUUUUUAAAGAGAUCAGAAGAGGAAACUGAGGGAAACAUUCCAAAAGGCAGUGCAGAUGAUAGUCCCAUGGCACCCAAUGACUCUUUCAGUCCCAGGGCAGUAACACCAAAUACCGAGCGACCAAAGCUGACCAAACCAACACACAGCAUGUCAUGCCAGAGUCAUCCAAGGCCCUCAGCACCUCUGGGUGUCUGUCAGAAGCCAAGUCUGACAAAAAUACCUGCCAGGGGCAAGGCUUCACCCCAGAAGUCAAAAAUCGUGGAGACUGAAGCCUGCACACUCGGGCCCUCAUCCGGCCCCAUGACUCUUGAGAAAUCUCCAUCCUUCAUGCCUGUGAAACUCUCACGGUUCGCAAAGACCGAAAGUCCAGGACCCCUUUUUGAUUUACGACCAGAUUCUCACAUUCCAAAGCACCCUGCCCAGCUUCCUCACAGCUCCAGAAUGUCCAGCAGGAGGGACUGGGCCCAGUGCUCCAAGAGGCAGACUCCAGGGUCACGGUCUAGGCCCCUCAUGGAGCCUAGCAACAGUGGCGACCCACCCAUGAGAGACAGACUCUGUGACUCUGGGCCAGAGGCAGAGGUGAAGCCCCCUUCCCCACCACCCCCUCCCGGCAGGUCAGUCUCGCUACUGGUCAGGUCUAGUCGUGACUGUUCACCACCCCCUUCAUCUGCCAGGUCUGAAACCAGGGGCCCCAGUGAAACUGCGAGAACCAUCUUCAAAUGCCCCCUGCUGAAAGGAACCCCUGCCCCUGUUUCUUCUUCCAAUCAGGCCACAGCAGAAGCACUUAAGAAGAAGCCUUCCAUGGCCUUCAGAAAGCCUGUCCUCACUCACCCUCUGUCCACCCCAGAAACGGUGACUCAAGCCAGAUGCCCUGCAUACACUCCUUCCACCUCACCUGCCAUGACAGCUCCAGGGCCUCCCAAGGCCUCUCCAAAGAGAGGUGUCCCCAGAACCUCUCAACAAACCCUUGGGACAGCACACACAGACUUAGGGUUACGGACUCCCAAGAAUUGCCCUUCAACCCAUGAGGCCCCGGGGACAGCAUCAUCCAAAACUGUAUCUCCAGGAAGAAAAGGACAGGUGAAUGACAGCAGCAUCCCCACAUGCCCCAAGCCUGCCUGCUUAGGGGUGAAUGAGUCCGCAUCAUCUCAGGUGAAUAGUCCUUCAUCCUCAUCGUCACCGUACAAAAGCCAUAAUGCGCCACAUGGUUGUCCAAACACUCAAGAGAAAGGACUGAAAACGCGCCUCCCAGUGGGGCUCAGAGUUCUCAUGAAGUCUCCCCAGUUGCUCAGGAAAAGUUCCACAGUCCCAGGAAAGCAUGAAAAAGACAGUUUAAAUGAAGCCUCUAAAAGCUCUGUGGCUGCAAGCAAGUCCAAGCUCGAGGGCUGCAAGAAUCCAGCAAGCCUUGAGACCACUGGAGGGGAAAGAGAUGCAGCCACUCUAGAUUUCCAAGUGCAAGACACUGUUGCUGAUGGGCUUUCCAUGGAAACAGCACUACCCGAGCCAUUGGAAAACAGCAGCCCUGGGGCUGAUGGAAGAGACGGAUUAGAAAACAGAUCUGUGAAAAGAUCCCUGUCCUCCAGUAAGCCACAUCUGAAGCCAGCGCUGGGCAUGAACGGCGCCAAAGCCCGCAGCCAGAGCUUUAGCGCUCAUUCAGGAGACAAGCCUUCCACGCCCCCCACGGAAGGGCCUGGCAAAAUCCGAACUCAGAUUAUUACCAACACUGCUGACAGAGGCAACUCUCUUACCAGGCAGAACUCUACCAUGGAAGGCUCUUUGAAUAGGACCCCUUCUGCCCCCAUGCCUGAGAGCCUUCUCAGUGCUGGGAGGCCCCUGGGCCACCCAUCCUCCAGGCAGGGCUCCCUGGGGAGUGCAGACAGUACUAGCCAGCAUGGGAGCCCUAGCAAGUUGCCUUUGAGGAUCCCUCCAAAGUCUGAAGGACUCCUCCCCCCACCUGGAGCAGAGGCCCCACAGACAUACACUCAGGGAGAAUGUCCCAGUGUGGCCAUAGCUGCAGAAACAGGCAGCGACCACUGCAGGUGCCCAAUCAUACCAACAGACUGCCCUCGAACCCUGCAGAGCCCGGGGAGGACACAGCAUCCCAGCGGUUUUGAAACAAGCAGGACAUCCAAGGUAGAAACUUCUGGAAGGCAUCCAGAUGCCUCUACAACAAGAACUGGUGCUGUGAGCCCGGAAGCCCCCCUCUCACCCACAAUCGAAGAAAAGGUCAUGUUGUGCAUUCAGGAAAAUGUGGAAAAGGGCCAAGUGCAAACAAAGUCCACCUCUGUGGAAGCCAAGCAAAAGCCAGGGCCUUCAUUCGCCAGCUGGUUUGGUUUUCGGAAGAGCCGGCUCCCAGCUCUGAGUAGCAGGAAAAUGGACGUGCCCAAAACCAAAGUGGAGAAGAAAGACACGAAAGUGCUGGGAUUUGGAAACAAGCAGCUAAAAUCAGAGAGGAAAAAAGAGAGAAAGAAAACUGAGCUGCAGUGUGAGAUGGGAAAUGAGCUCAACAGGGACACUGAGUCAGUAGAUGGGGCAGACAGUGGCUCACAGAGCAAAACAGCUGUGAAAAUGCCGCAGAACACUUACAACCAAAGGAAGUUUGAAGCCAGAAGUAGACUCAGCCCUGUCACAUGUCCAGCAAACGAUGCCUUCAUGACAGAACUGUUGAACAGAGUUGAUAAGAAAGCAGCUCAACAGACAGAAAGUGGAUCAAAUGAUAUUUCCUGCAGGAAUGUGUUAAAGGGCAGUUCCCAGAGCUCCUGUCUCAGUGGCAGCUCCAUCAGCUCACAGGGAAACCACAAGAAAAACACCAGAACCAAAGCCGACAUGGAAACACCGAGAGACUCCCUGAUAAAAGGGGAGAAUGAGAACUUACAAGAGGAUGAAGAAGGUCCAGUUGCAGAUUCUGCAUUCCAGAGCCACAUCAUAGAAUCAAACUGCCAGAUGAGGACUUUGGACAGUGGGAUUGGAACAUUCCCACUCCCAGACUCGGGAAAUCGCUCCAUGGGACGGUACCUAUGCCAGCCAGACUCCCCAGAGGACACUGAGCCCCUGCUGUCUCUGCAGCCAGCCCUCCCUGCAGCUUGUUCCCUCAGAGCCCAAACCCUUGAACGAGAAGUGCCUUCCUCCACAGACAACCAGCUCUCUGCAGAGAAUACAAUUGUUCACUCCACAUCUGACCCCAUCAUGUUGGCCAGAGGGGUGCGACCUGUUCAGAGUUGCCUCCCCAAACCGGUCUCCUCAGGAAAAAUUGGUUCGCAAAAGCAGGAUGAAGCAGAGCCAGGGCCCCAGACCUGCUCGUCAUUGGACUAUGCCAACAACUCAGUGGCAACAGAGCCGCUUCCAGACUGGAGGAGUGAAAACACUGCCGCUGAGACCCAGAAAUUGAAACAAGUUGAAGAAACAGAAGAUCCUGAGAAUAGAUUACCUAAAAUUUCCCUGGAGUCAUUCAAUAAAUUUAACAGCAAUACUGUGAUUUUAUUAGAAAAAGAAAAGAACUCAAUGAACAAGGUUGAAGGACAGAAAGAAGAGAAAGAAAAAAAUGAAGAGGCAUCUUUGAGUAGCUCAGAUAGGCCUGGGAUGGACAACUUGGAAUCUUUGAGCGAUUCUUUAUAUGAUAGCUUCUCUUCUUGUGCAAGUCAAGGUUCAAACGAUGUAUAAAGGACUUUUCUUUUUUCCUUAGAACUGGGAAUGGAGCACUUUGGAGGUAGAGAUGAGGACAGGAAACCUUUGCAACACCAGAGCCCACAUUGUCAGGUUCAAGGCAGGCAACGCACCAGAGCUUACUUCUCUGCCAGGAAACAAAAGUAGACUCCACUCAUUGUGUUUCAAGAGAAUAGAAAGUAAAUAGAUCCAUGAUACAGAAUUCUUAAAUUUGCACAUUUUUUGAACACUUGUAUAGAAGUUGUAAAUUUUGGAGGAAAGAAAUUAUAUUUGUAGCAAAAGAAAAAGAAAAAAAAAGACAGCAAUAAAUGGAAUCAGUGCCAUGCUCUUGAAAUGAUGUACAAAGUCUUAGAAAUUGAUGAUCAUAUAUAUUUUUAAACAAUUACAAUUAAGGUUGUUGUGAAGUGCAUUGUCCUAGUCCUCAGAUUGUUAGAGGGGACACUUUGUAAGCCUAACACAGGGCCUGCAGAAGAAAACCAAGGGAUCAGUCUGAUCUCCAUCUCACUGUCUCACUUUGAGAGGAAUUUUACUUCCAGUGUAAUUUCAAAAUUGUUGCCAGAGAUUCAGGUAGUAAUAAAUGUCACCAGGCUUCUACUAAGAAAUGAAAAGGGUACUGAAGUGUGGACGCCACUGGCAAGUGUGACGCUGAGUCAGAAACACCCCUGAUUCUACUUCCAACACAGCAGGCUUUGCCUCCCAGCAUUUCCUUACAUCCUCUUCUACUUCGUGCUUCUCUGUGAUUCUGGGUAUAAUUUGUUGAUUUUUAUCUUCCUGCUCUUUUUCUUAAAAUCUGGGCACUAUGGAAAGUGUUCACUUUUUAAAUAAAAUGAAUGGUUGGUGCUAUGAAAAAUUCAUACUUUUAAUAUUCUUUUUUCUACAAAGACUGUUUAUAUGUAAGGAUAAAUUCUAUUUUAAAGGUUAUGUGUAUUUUUUCUAGAUGUGCACUAUUUAUAAUUGCUUUUGUACAGGAGCUUGUAAACUAGGCAUAAUAGAAAUAUUUUUAGGAUCUGUAUGGUUACUUUAGCACACACUUGUUUCUUUAAAGAGUAUUAAUGUAAGAUCAGUGUUAUUCGGUUAAUUUGUGCAAUUUCGUUAUAUUGGAGUUUUGGUAUCUUAAAUGAAAAUCUGUAAAAUGUCCUUGUCCUUCCUACGGUUAAAAAUCCUUUCGGUGUCUUUUCUGAAUAAAAAUCCUGUCACCCUUGCA
Messenger RNA from Oryctolagus cuniculus (rabbit), 13584 nucleotides. RefSeq names its product NCK associated protein 5 (gene NCKAP5). Gene Ontology annotation, cellular component: microtubule plus-end. The record is from RefSeq and is a predicted model, not a curated record. Lineage: Eukaryota; Metazoa; Chordata; Mammalia; Lagomorpha; Leporidae. Gene Ontology annotation, biological process: microtubule bundle formation; microtubule depolymerization.